This is a messenger RNA of Prorocentrum cordatum, 564 nucleotides long. The record is from the annotation of a GenBank genome assembly. Lineage: Eukaryota; Dinophyceae; Prorocentrales; Prorocentraceae.
AUGUUUUCGACGUCCCCGCGGUGGCUAUUGCGGAGGCGUCCCAGCGAGGGCUCAACGCCAUGCAGCGGGGCCGCUCCUGGGCGUGCGGUUCUGGUGCGGAGGCUCUUGCUCCAGGCGUGUGGCAGCCCCUGGACCCCUCCGCCGUGGUCGAGGCCGCAGCCGCGCCGACCGACCGUGGAGUCGGCCAUGCGCGAGGAUGCGCCUGUGUUCGUCCCCGUGGCGAACAUUCGGGAGCCGCUACCACCGCCUCCCGCGGGCCCUGCGGCAAUCAUUUGGCCCCUGUGGGGGAUGUCUGCCCUGCCCGCGGCCGCGGCCCCUGCCGCUGCUGCACAUCGCGAUGCUGAUGGUGAAGGUCCUGGCGCCGCUGCUCGCGCGCGGGUGCCCGCGGGCUUGCCGCGCGACCCUGGCGAGGGGUUGCUUUUCGCCAACGGUUCGGCUGCAGCAGCGGACCCCUCUACAUCCACGCCUUCAGCUAAAGGGCUGUCGCUUUCUCGAGUCGUGGCCUGCGACUCCGAGGAUGACGGUUUGCUGAACGAGUGCGACCUCUCCGACUUCGAUUUCUAG